GCAAAAGGUUUACUUAUAAAGUGACCAGUUUUCAUGCCAAGGAGCAAUGGUGGGUGAGAUCAGCGCGCGCCACACUGCCGUACCUGUGACGUCGUGGGAUCGCGCGACGCCGCCUGCCGCCGAGCGGAAGACGAUGGCGGCCGCGGCCACGGCGGCCGAGCGGCCGGACGGCCUGCGCGACGAGCUGCGCCGCUUCCUGAAGGCAGCCACCAACGAGACGCGCCUCAGCCAGCCGGAGCUGACGCACAUCGCGCUCCGGCUGCUGAAGAGCCUGCCGGCCGCGCGCGACGCCGGCCUUGAGUACCUCAGCUCGGUGCUGGACGGCUGCACGGCUCAGUUCGUCGCCAAACUGGAGGAGGGUGACGUGCCGGAGAGCGCGGCGGCGGCCGGCGAGGACGAGUUGGUGGGCGAGAUCAGUCAGGCGCUGUCCGGCCUGCUGGAGGCCAACCCGCACACCUGGGCGCCUGUCAUCUCGGCCUGGUCGCUCGAACUGCUCGGUCGCCUGUCGUCCCGGUACUCGGCGCGCGCGCACGUGCCGCACUCGGCCGGCCUGAACGACCUGGUGCAGCUGUGGCUGUGCUGCCCGGCCACGCGCGCGCUCAUCCACGUGACCGUGCUGUGCGUGCGUCACGACACGGACGUCUGCAUCAAGCCGCUGCUCGACACGUCGGCAGCGUACACGCCGCACUUCGACUGGGUGGUGGCGCACAUUGGCUCUUGCUUCCCCAGCACCAUCAUCGAGCGCGUGCUGAGCGUGGGACUGCGCGAGUUCUGCGCCCAGCAGGCGGCGGCGCCCGGGGGCACUCCGGGAAAGCGGAGCUCGGUCGUGCAGAUCCUGGGGCAUCUCGCCGCCAGAAACUCGGCUGAAAUCUGCGACGCCCUCAAGGCCUUGAUCCAGCAGAGCUUGGGCCCGUCGCCGUCGGCCGCGCCGGCUGGCCCGCCGGACGAGGUGCGGCUGGCCACGGUGCCGUUCCUCCUGCAGCUGGCCGGGCUGUCGCCGCUGCUGCUGGACACGCUCUCCACGGAGAUCCUCCGCACGGUGACGGUGGCGCAGCUGGCCGCGGUCGCCGCCCAGGUGCCCGGCUGGAUCCCGCGCUACUUCGCCACCGCCGAGGCACUGCUCUCGCUCACCGUCCACCUGGUGCUGCGCUGCGAGCGAGGCGCGCUCGCCGCGCUCCAGCUGCUGCUGCGCGCCGCCGAUCCGGACUCGACGCACGGCGACGACGUGCGCCGCGCCGCCGAACACCUGCUUGAGCGGGUGCUCUCGGAGCUGCAGCGGCUGGAGAACCGGCGUCUCUCGCGGCUGGUGACCGUGCCGCAGGCGCACACCACGGUCUUCCACGCGCGCGCGCCCGAGGACGGCGCGCGCACGCUCGCGCUGCUGCUUGUGGAGUUCAUCUCCCCUGACGUCAUGUUCAACGGCCUUCCCUGGCCAGAUGAGGAGUUUAUGAAGGUGACCAUGGAGCGGGACCUGGAGAUGCGCCGCUUCUUCGAUCACCACCCGGUCAGCUGGUGCCUGCUGGAGCUGGUGGCGCGCCGGCCGCCCGCCAUCUGCUACUGCUCCGUGCUGCUGCGCGCGCUUGCCGCCACGCUCAUCCAACAUUGGUCCUCCACUACGGAGACGCAGGCCUGCAACAGCGCCGGCCCGCUGGACGUGACCGAGCGGCUGCUGCACGUGAUGGCGCUGGGCCAGCUGCUGCCUCCGCCGCUCACGCUCAUCCCCGAGAUGCUGGCCACGCUGACCUCGCACGAGGUGUACCUGCUGCUGACAGACGUCUGGGCGUACAUGCGCGAGACGGUGCCGUCGCCGGCGGCCUUCACGCACGACGCGGCCGGCGUGGCGAGCCGCUCGUUCCCGCCGCUGGAGGCGCGCUUCACGGCCCGCCUGCUGCUCGUGCUGCAGAACAACAUGGCCACGCUCGGCCACCUGUUCCCGCAGGGACUGCCGGAUGCAUACACGGCCGUCAGCUGAAGCUCAGCACCGCGGACCGGUGGCCAACCCACACACACCGCGAG
This is a messenger RNA of Pollicipes pollicipes, 2016 nucleotides long. RefSeq names its product integrator complex subunit 5. Gene Ontology annotation, cellular component: integrator complex. The coding region runs from base 47 to 1972 and encodes 641 amino acids. Lineage: Eukaryota; Metazoa; Arthropoda; Thecostraca; Pollicipedomorpha; Pollicipedidae. Gene Ontology annotation, biological process: snRNA 3'-end processing. The transcript is spliced from 15 exons. The record is from RefSeq and is a predicted model, not a curated record.